ACAUAACGCGACCUUGAAAACCCGUGUUGUUGACUUCCAUAUGAUCCUUCAGCAUAAAAGAAAGUAUAGACAGGGUUCUUCACACCCUCAUUACAACAUAUCUUCAGAUUGGAUGCACUCCUGCUGAAGAUUGAAAGUUACGGUUAUUUUGCAUCUUGCAGCAUAUAUGACUCCGGGAUGUUUAUCAAUAAAGAUAUUCUCUCUAGAUUAUUACUUUGCGUUGCCAAAUGAUUUACUGGAUAUAGGGUAUUCAAAGUUUGCAAGAUGUUUUUCACAUCGAAUCCCGAUUAUUCGAGUUUAUGGCACAACACAUACAGGCCAGAAAAUAUGUGCCAAUGUACAUGGGGUUUUGCCGUACAUUUUCGUUGAGCUGCCAAAUGUGGAGUCAGAUAUUCAAGAAUUCGUCCAGUCGUUUGUUCUCAGCCUUGAAAAAUCCAUUCGUGCAAAGCUUAGCACUCUUAAUGUCAAAGAUGUCAUAGUUUUUGACGCUGCCGUGGUAUCUGGUUUUUCGAUAUACGGUUAUCAUGAAUCAAAAAAACCUUUCAUCAAGCUUUACCUUGUGGACCCCAGUUUGGUUUCCGUUUGUUCCGAGAUAUUGCUGAGUGGGGUCGUAUUAAAUCGCCCCUUUCAAACUUAUGAAUCACAUAUUCCAUACCUAUUACAGUUUUGUGUGGAUUAUAAUCUGUUCGGUAUGAACCUGCUUUAUGCAGGGUAUUUCAGAUUCCGUACCUCAAAUUCUGUAGGAUUUCCGUCGUUGGUAAGGAGCUCGGAAAAUAUAUGGAAUCCCGAAAAAUUUGGUCCGGAAUAUCUUCUAUCACCAGACUCUAUUCCGAAAUGUACAAGUAUGGAACUAGAAGUUGAUAUAUCUGCUUGGGACAUACUGAAUCGUCGAGAUCUGCAAGAUAAUUUAUCUAUAAAUCCUGGCCUAGAAGCUAUGUGGCAUGAAGAGAAAAUGCGUCGUGCAUCAAAAUGUAACAUUUCAAAUGAAAGACUACCUGAAAUGCCUACUCCUGAUGAAUUAUUACCAAUUAAACAGAGUGGUGUAGUUGAUUUGUCAACAAGUGAAAUGCAUUAUCUUACUCAAUGGACUAAUUUACUUUAUGAUCAAUAUACAUCUUUGGAACUUCAACAAGAUAUAAACUGUACAGAUUCAUCUGAUCCGAAUGAGUACAUUUCUAAUUGGCUUGAAUCCAGUCAAACAGAUGAUGAUAAUUUUGAUUGUGAUUAUGACGAUAAUGACGACAAACUGGACAUUAAUUACAAAGAGGAUGCUUCCGAAGAAGUUAAUAAUACUCAAUUGUCCGCUACUGUUCAACAUACUCAAGAAUCAAUUGAUUUAAAGUCUCCCAUUAAUAGUACUCUACAGCAACCGCUGGUUAAAACAAAAUCAGUUAGUAGUUUUACAACGAUAAGUUCAGCUGGUUUAGAAGACCUUUGUCGUUUAGCCAAUGCAAUUGAAGAAUUUGAUGCAUGGGUACCAACACCCGAACAAUUGGAUCAGUUGCUUAAUAAUGUAGAAUAUCCUGCAGAAGUUCAUUCUUCGUUGAAUGCAACAAAUAUUCAGCAUCCUCGACUAUUGACUAAUGAUGAUGAUGAUGAUGAUGAUGAUGAUGAUGAUGAUGAUGAUGAUUGGAUUUGUAGUCCUAUUGAAUUGGCUAAGAACAAAAUAUUUGAUAACAAUGUUUUGAACAGUACAUUGAUUAGUCGAAAUUCAGUCAUCGACCAGUCCAAUGUCAUUGGUAUAGACAAAGGACAGGAUGAUGACAAAACUUUAAUUUUAAAUGCAGCACAAUGUGCUCUGUCGUUUGUAUGCAGUCAACAAUCGGAGGUAGAUAAACCAACAGUUGGAAGUCUCUGUGCUACAAAAAAUGAGAUAACUGAAGAUGAUGAGUGCAUGUCUCAGCCUGUUGGAAGUUAUUUGGAUAGUGAUGAUCUAUUCUACUCUAUAAAUCAUUCUAAUGAAGUGUUUAUCCCAACGCAAGAUUUGGAAUCACUUCAUGAAAUCGAUGAGGAUGAUGAGGAAUCAUGUGAUGUGUUCCAUUUAAAUUCAACUCCUUUACAAAACAAGAAUAUGAAUGAACAAAUUUUCCAUGCACAGGAUGAAUGUACAUUGUCUGAUUCUCCUAUAAUUCUUUCACCUUUAUGUCGGUCUGCAGAAAAUUCUCCAACAGAUGUCGCUGGGAAGAUUUUGAAAUCUAACUUUCAAGUUGAUAGUGUUUCAGAUAUACUUUUUGAUUCUUGGAGUUCUGAAAGUGAUACUUCAAAGUCAGGUAAUUGUAUACCUCAAGUCGAUGGAAACGUGGAUACAUUUCACACUGAUAGUGAUGGUGAUAAUCAGAGUAGUAGUACAAGUACUUAUUCUUCAAAUACUACUGUACUUAAAGCUAAAGGUGAAAGAAAUCGUCCUAGAAAACGUCGACGUCUUAGUCUACGUUUACCGAGAAAACACAUUUCAACUACUCAAAUUACGAAUACACAAAGUACUUGUACAACAACAUCAAUUAUAUCGUCAUUUAGUUCAUCUAGCCUUCAAUUGAAUGAUAUUGAUACUAGUGUUUCUACUGAUAAUGUUUCAUUGAACAAAUCAACUUCAAUUGUAAACAAAAAUCAAUCUGUUUUUGAAGAAAACUUACUCACUGAUCUUAACAACUCAACAACUUGUCAUUCUUCUACUGUAAUAAACUAUUCAGUAUCUAAUAGUAAUAAUCUAUCAAAUCCUGUUGUCCUUCUUGAACGUUUACCAUCACAUUUUGAGGUAGCUGAAACAUCUUUUCAACAAUCAGGACGUUUAACACCCCCUGAAGAAUUUUCAGAUCUUGAAAAUACUAUGAUAGCCAAUUCAGAGACACAAACAUCAAAAAUGAAUUAUUCAUCAGUUGUUUUGUCUGAACAACAACCUCUAUUUUCUUCAUUUCAUCAUGAUUUUCAAGAUACCACAUGUUCACCAUAUACUUCCAGUUUAUAUACAGAUAAACUAAGUGUUUGUUCACAAACACAAUUAUCGCCGUUUAGUGGUAUGGAUCACCGAUCUACAAUUCAAUCAGAAAAGACAUCAUCAUCUUCACUCUCCUCUACUCCAUUUUGGCGUCCAGUAUAUCCAGCACCUAGAUUAGAGGUUGUAAAUAAGUGGCUUAAACAAUCAAAAACAUCACAGGAUUUUAAAAAGUCAAAAGUUGUGAAGGAAGAUUUCGUUUGUACGGAUUCACAAUCAGAAAAUGAUAAAGCGAUCAACCUUUCGAAUGACUUAUUUCCACAGUGUAUAGCUGUUAAUCUAAUAUCAUCGACUAAUAAUGAACAAAAUAUCAAUGACGAUUAUCAAACACUUUUAUGUCCACCGGAUAAUGAACAAUCUAUUGAUACAACACAACAUUCAACUGGUAAUUCUGUUAGCGUUUUAUAUCAAGGUGCUAAUCAACGUUGUUUCUCAUCGGUUCAGGUGGAUCAUACAACUGUAGCCAGCUUAGAAUUACAUUGUUCUAGUCGUCUAACAAAAUCACAUACUGUAUCAUCUAAUCAAACAGAAUCGAAAAUAACCAAAAAAUCAUUAUUAAAAUGUGGUCUAAUUCCAGAUCCAUCUUUUGAUCCUAUUCAAGUUGCUUGUCUUAGUUUUUUGUAUCCACAACAAUCAUCUACAAUAGAAUCAACCGAUAAUACUCAUCGAACUAAUUUAUUUGUUUUAAUUCAUUCUGAAUUAUCUAAUACUACAAAUAUCGGAUUAUUUAAACAAUCAUUUAAUAAAUAUUGUCAUGGAUUAACAAAUUAUGGUUAUGGAAAUAAUAGACAUCAAUUACAACAUAUAAUUCCUUGUAUCAUUUGGUGUUCAACUGAAUGGAAUCUUAUAUCUUGGAUUGUUUAUUUAAUUCAAACAUUUGACCCUGAAAUAUUGAUUGGUUAUGACAUUGAACGUUUUUCAUGGGGUUAUCUUGUUGAACGUGCCAAUCAUCUUGGACGACGCACCUUUACUAGAGAAUUAUCGCGUUUAGCAUCAGACAUUAUAAACUGUCCUCAUUGUCAUCAGUGUAUUGCUAAAUGCAUUAAAAUAGUUGAAACACCACCACCAACAUCAUCUUCAUUGUCUGCCGCUACUACAAACAGCAGUAUUAAUAGUUGUAUUUUCACUGAAAGAAACAGUCCUUGGCAUUUUAAUACUCAAGAAUUUGUUAAUGAUCUAAAUGACCUAUGUAAUUGUCCAUGCAGUCCGUUGUAUUCCACAAUAAUAACAAACAAACAGUCGGAUCAUGCUAAUAACGCUAAUAAUAAUUAUCGUCGCAUAUGGCCAUGUGAUUCAGCUGCUGGACGUACUGGAGGUCCAUUCGCUUGUCCCGGUCGUGUUGUUCUAUGUUUUUGGAGGAUUUUAAUGCAUGAAGUCAGUUUAUUCGAGUACAGUGUAGAGACUGUAGUGUAUCAUUUGUUGAAGGAAUUUAUGCCUCGUUAUACAUUUGCACAGUUGAAUGAAUGGUACAUGAAUAUGAAUGGAGCUAACCGCUGGCGCACAAUCGACUAUUGGAUACGUCGUUCUAUUGUAAAUCUGAAGUUAUUGAAUACUUUAGAUUUAAUUGGUCGAACAAGUGAAUUUGCUCGUAUAUUUGGCAUUGAAUUCUAUCAUGUUCUAUCUCGUGGUUCUCAGUAUCGAGUUGAAUCUCUUCUCUGUCGAAUUGCAAGACAAUCAAAUUUUAUUUUACCUAGUCCAAGUGUUACACAACGUGCUCAUCAGCUUGCUCCAGAAGGGAUUCCAUUGAAUUUAGAACCAGAAAGUGUAUUUUUCAUUGAUGGUCCUGUGGCUGUUCUUGACUUUCAAUCAUUAUAUCCUUCUGUUAUAAUCGCUUAUAAUUAUUGUUAUUCUACACUGUUGGGACGUCUUUCAUGUCUUCUUGAAGGUGAAGAAGUUUCAUUCAAUCUUGGUUGUUUAUCACAUUCACUUCCAUCUGGUCUGAUCAAGAGAAUCGGUCGAGAAGUUAAUAUAUCACCAAAUGGAGUUGUAUUUGUGAAAAAAUCAAUAAGGGAAGGAAUUCUACCACGCAUGUUAAAACAGCUGAUUACAACUCGUUUAAUGGUGAAAGAUUCAAUCAAAUUGUAUAAAACAAAUAAGUGUUUGAACAGAUUAUUAGAUGCACGACAGCUUGGAUUAAAAUUAAUGGCCAAUGUGAUAUAUGGUUAUACUGCGGCAAGUUUUUCUGGACGUAUGCCGUGUGUAGACAUUUAUUAUCCAUGUCUAUUGGAAGCAAAGAAACGAUAUGUUGGUUAUGCUUAUGAAACUGUUGAACAAAAUAAACCUGUAUUUGAUGCAAAAGGAAUUGAAACUGUAAGACGUGAUAGUUGUCCAUUUGUAGGACAAGUUCUUGAAGAAUAUUUUAAACUUUUAUUUAAUCAUUUCACUAUUCCAAAAUGUUUGAAAAAUGUGGAAGGGAAUUCCCAUGAAGAUAAAGUUCAUCAACCUUAUGAACAUUUGGAUAAAAGAUUAAAACUUGCUGAAAAUAAUCUAAGAAAUAAAAUUCAACAUUUUGCCUAUCUUCUUAUACAUGGUAGAAUACCAUUUUAUAAAUGUAUAAUUACUAGACCCUAUUGGGGAUUAUCCUCUUAUAAACCGGGAACAUUUGCACCAGCAUUACAAGUUGCCAAACGUCUUCUUUCUAUGGAUCCACGAGGUGAACCAUUGCGUGGUGAACGUGUUGUUUAUUAUGUAACAGCUGGAAGAUCUGAUCAAACUUUAUUAUCAUGUGUUCGAAGUGUACAUGAAAUUUAUCCUUCUUUAUGGAUUACUGGGAAAUCCACUUUAUCACGUCGUGUCCUAGGACCACGUUUAAAUUAUGCUUAUUAUUUAGAUAAACAAUUUCUACCUCCAAUUGAAAGAAUGACACAAGUUAUUGGUUGGCGUGUUCGAAAUUGGUUAUCAGAACUUCCUCGUUACUUCACUUCUAAACAUCAUCGAUAUAUUUUAACUUCCGAACCGUCUCAUGUUUAUCCUUCAAGACCUCAACAUCAAUUCACUAAUCUAGGUUCACCAUCUUCAUCGUUUAUUUUAUCUCCUAAUUCAUCACAGCUUGAUUUAAUAUCACAAAAUCAACGUAAACAUCUUUAUCGUCCUUCAUCAGUUAUGCGUGCUUUUGUUGGUCAACCACCACGAAUUUGUCCUAGUUGUGAAACAUUAAUACCAAAUACUAGUUUUACUGAUCAAUUAGGUCAUUGUAGAACUUGUAUUGAUGGUAAUUCACGAUUAAUGAAUAUUGGAACUAUAAAAUUUGGUUGUAAUAUUCAUCAUGUACAAUCCCAAUUGAAUCAUUUAGAGACAAUAUGUUCAUAUUGUACAAUCCAUCAUGGUAUUACAUGUGAUCCUAUAUGGUUAUGUAAUAAUUUUUUUUGUCCAAUCCAUAGUCAACGUUUAAUUGCUUCAACUGAUUUAGCAUUAUUUUGGACACAUUAUAAUAGAUGUUUAAAACAAAUGGAUACGAUUAAUUCAUGUUCAUAUCAUUCCAAUCACAAUAAUAAUUCAAUACCUGAUAUCAAUGUAAUUAAAGCAAAACAUUUGGAACAUCAAUCAAUAUCUCAUUUAAAUAUAAUCAAUAAAAAACAUUUGCAUCGUAAUAGUAUCCAAGGCAUGAAUUCAAAUGAACAAAACAUUAUUCAUCACCUAGAUACUACUACUAAUACUACUACAAUAUUACCAUUAUGUAAUUCACGUAAAUCAUCUAAAUUAUAUUCAUUUAAUGAAAAUAUAAAUAAUUAUGAAUUAAGUCUUAAUGAAGCACAAUUAUUAACAGAAGAAACAUCGAAAAAAUUAAAUCAAAUCAAAUAUAAAAUGAAUUCAUCACAGAAAAUUUAUUGUUGUUACCAUGGUAACAAUUAUCAUCGAAAAUGUAGAAAUAAUAAAAUAAAUCCAGAAGAAAAUUUAAUUCAUUUAACAAAUCGUGGUGAAAUAUUAGAGAAUCCAAAUCUUAUAUUUAAUUAUGUUAAAGCAAAUGAAACAGAAAGACUCGUUGAAAUCUUAGCUUACAAUCCAUUAAUAAUAUACCAAUGUGACUCAAAUCAACGUACUUUACUUCAUUAUGCUGCAAUGAAAGGUUAUUUGGAUUGUGCAAGUGUUUUAGUUGCACAUAAAGCAAGGAUUAAUGAACCAGAUCAAUAUGGUAAUCUUCCAAUACAUUUAGCUGUUAAAGAAGGACAUUUACUUGUAGUACGUUAUCUAUUAAGUAUUAAUGCUGAUCCAACUAAACCAAAUAAAGAUGGUCUAUUACCAAUACAUAUAGCAUGUGAAAAAAAUUAUUUCGGUAUAUUAAAGGCAUUAUUAGAAUUGGAUAGUGUUAAUGUAAAUGCAGAAGGUGAACGAGGAGCAUCACCAUUACAUUAUUGUUGUAUACAUGACAGUGUGGAAUGUAUGGAGAUACUUUUAAACAAAGGGGCUAAUAUAUUCUCCCAUGAUUUAGAGCAUACCUAUCCGGUACAUGUUGCUAUAGCUAAUGUUAGUCGUAAAUGUUUAAAUUUAUUAUUUAAAAUGGAAGCUUAUUUACAAGGGAACAAUUUAAAUCGAUCAAUAGAAUCACAUGACAUGAAAUCAUCAAUCACUAUGGCAACACAACGUACCCAUGUAUUACGUAAUAAUAAUAAUAAUCACAUAGUGAAAUAUGAUUUAGAAAAUCAAAUUCAAUUUAAUCAAUCUGAUAUAAAAAAGAAAUCGAUCGAUUUAAAUCAAUCUGAUUAUCAACGAAGUCAGCAAGAGAAUUGUUUAAUUCAUUUAACUGAUUGUGAAGGUGAAACUCCAUUACAUGCAGCAGUUACAUCAGGGAAUUCAGAUAUGGUUAAAUUUUGUUUAGAGCACAAUGCAUUUAUAUUAGCUAAACAAAAUGAUGAUUCAACACCGGUACAUUAUGCAUGUAUGAAAGAUGAUUUAGAAUGUGUUCAAUUAAUGUUUGAUGCGGAUCCAUCAAUUAAAUCAAUUGUUCUACAAAUGCAAGAUAAAAAUGGUUAUACACCAUUACAUUUAGCCGCUGUUUAUAAUCAUGAAAAACUGGUUACAUAUUUAGUUGAACAGGGUUCACCUUUAGAAAUGACUGAAACAAAUGGAUGGACACCAUUAUUAUUAGCUGCUAUGAAAGGAGCUUUUCAAACAUGUAUUCAAUUACUUCGUCUUGGAGCAAAUCCUAAUGCACAUGAUUCCAGUAAUCGUAAUUUAGUUCAUUUACUGAUGUUAUUUCAAGGUCCAGGAAUCAGAACAGUCCUACCAGAGGUGAAUGAUGAGGAAUUAUUUAAACGAUUAGUCAAUGAAAAAGAUAAAUAUGGUACAACACCAUUACAUUAUUCAACUAAAAUGGGUAAUUUAGGUGCUACAAUAGAAUUUGUACUACGUGGUGCUUCUGCAUUAGAACGUGAUAAUGAACGUAAUACAUCAUUACAUACAGCUGCAUAUUAUGGUCGUUUACAUACAUGUGAAAAAUUAUUAGCUACAUCACAUGGUAUGAGAGCAAUGAAUUGUCCAGAUGCUGUUGGACGUUUACCACUUCAUGUUGCAGUUGAACAUGGACAUAUAGAAAUUGUGAAAAUGUUUAUUGAUCGAGGUUGUCUAUUUCGAAAAUGCCAUUUAGGUAAUACACCGUUACAUUAUGUUUCAAUUGGUGGUUGUAUAAAAAUAUGCAAAUUAUUAUUACAAUCAAGUCCAUCUUUAUUGAAUCAAACGAAUUUUCACGGAAUGACUGCAUUACAUUAUGCUGCCAAAGAGAACAAUGCAGAAGUAUUAGAUUAUUUACUGACAUCAAAAGCAAAAAUUUUACCUGAUAAAGAUGGUAUAUACUUUGUUACAUAUGCUUUACAACGUAGAAAUUAUGAAACAAUGAAAGCUAUUGUUACACAUUCACGUUGGCCAGAACUACAUGGAAUGUUAGACAAUACAUCUCAAUGUCCAGUGGAUGGAUUUAUUCGAAAUAUGCCAUCAAUGUGUAAACUUGUUUUGGAUCAGUGUAUUAAAGAGAUUGGCACGAAAAAUACUCUUGAUCAUGAAAUAUUCUAUGACUUUUCAAUACUUCAACGACCCAUGAAUCCUUGUGAAAAACCACCACAGGAUCCUAUGAAACGUAUCAAGUUAAUGGUCGAGUUGAAACGUGAAGAGUUAUUGAUUCAUCCACUUUGUAAAGCAUAUUUAGAAAGAAAAUGGCAAACUUAUGGACGUUGGGUUCAAUUAUGUGUAAGUGUUUAUUAUGCUGUUUUAUUAUUGGCAAUUACUUGUUUGGUUUUGGGUCAUAGUCCAAUACGUCAUGUAGAAAAUAUUGACAAAAUAUCAAGUUGUUCUGAACUGUUUUAUGAAACACCAACAAGAAUGUAUAUAUUUUCAACGAUUGCUGCAAUUAUCUUAGUUCUAACAGCUUUAGAUUUAAACAUUAAAAUAUGGCAAUUAAUAACUCAGAAAUAUGAAUAUUUUAGAGAUUGGAAUAAUUAUUUAGAAUUUUUAUUAAAUGCAUUAGCAAUGACUUAUUCAGCAUUAACAAUAAAGAAUCAUUUAAAUCAUCAUUAUAUUGAAUUAGGUGUAGUUGUAAUGUUUUUGGCAUGGUUUAAUUUUCUAUUACAAAUGAUGAGAUUUAAACAUGUUGGAAUAUUUGUUGUCAUGUUUUUGCAUGUAUUUGCAACUGUUGGAAAGUGUUUAGUUGUAUUCUCUGUGGUGUUUAUUGCAUUCGCACUGUCAUUUCAUGUUUUGUUUCGAGCUCCCAGUUAUUCAGACACAAUAACAUCAUCCUCAUCAUCAUCAUCAUUGAAUCAAUCAAUAAUCGAUUAUUGUUUUCCAAUAAUUCAUGAUAAUGAUUUUAAUAAUAAUAAUAAUAAUAAUAAAACAAAUUUAUCAAUAUCAUUAGAAUUGAAACCAUUUCAAUAUUUAAGUUUAUCAUUAUUUAAAACAUUAAUGAUGAUGUUAGGUGAAUAUGAGCAUACAGCAACUAUUAUAGAACCAUAUAUAGGAAAUCAUUCAUUUCAAUUACAUUAUCCAUUGAUAACAUUCUUUUUCUAUACAACAUUUAUAUUUCUUGUACCAAUUAUAUUAAUGAAUUUAUUAAUUGGUUUAGCUGUUGGUGAUAUUGAAAAUGUUCGAAGAAGUGCUGUACAACAUUUAAUUUCUCAACAAGUUUAUUGGUUAGCUGAUUUAGAACCAAAAUUAACUGGAAUAUUUCGUUCUAAAUUAUAUAAAUCAAAUUGGAUGAAAAAAACUAAAUUAAAUAAGACUACAGGUUUCUUAGAUAAAUCUGGAUUCGAAACGACAUAUGAAGAAAAUCUAAUACAAAAGUAUCUUAAAGAAGCAGUUAAAAAAAUAACUUCUAUUGACAAAGAAACUAAAUUACAAACAACUAGAAUGGCUGCAAUCAUUGAAAAGUUAGAAAUUCGAUCAAAAGAAUUUAAUAUUGAUGAAGGUGUCUAUCCAAGAGGGGUUUCUGGUUUAGAUCGAAUUAUGGAAAUGGAUUAUGCAAUUCAUUGAUGAGUAAAAACAAAAGGAUGGGACGAAAUGAAGAUGAACAAAACAAAAAAGAAAUUCGUUCUGAUUUCAACAUUUGAAAGUUCCUAUUGUCUUUUACAUUUGAAAUGAAC
This is a messenger RNA of Schistosoma curassoni, 10557 nucleotides long. Lineage: Eukaryota; Metazoa; Platyhelminthes; Trematoda; Strigeidida; Schistosomatidae. The record is from the annotation of a GenBank genome assembly.